CACUUCGCAGCUGCUGGCUUUUGAAACCCCCAUUCCCGCAUUCCAGGGUCUGGAUCCGCCUUUCUCUGUCGAUUCAUAGCAUAUAAGUCAUGGCUGACGACGAGGACGAGCAGCUGCAGAGGGCCUUCCGCAUGAGCCUGGCGAGUCCACCUCCCGCAGGACACGCCUCCCCGCGAAACCCCCAGACUAGCAGCGGCGGCUACGGUCCCCAGUCUAGCGACGGAUCCAAGGCGAGCCCCGAUCCUUGCCCCCCGUCCGCCAAGCGUAGCAAAUCCGAGGAUGAAGGGUCGGAUCCAGGACAAGCAGGAGGAGGUGGUGGUUAUAGUGGAGGUUCUUAUAGCGGUCGCGCGGCAGCGAGACCCGAGACUGCAGAGGAGCGGGAGAGACGGAUCCAGCGGGAGAUUCGAGCAGCAGCCGCGGAGCGAAGAAUGGCUGCUUUAGGAAAGCCCAGUGUCGAAUCAGCCAAAAUCGGAUCAGCCAAUACCGGAUCAGCCGUGGCUUCCUCUGGAGUCCCAGCUGUUCCCGCAUCUGUCAGGCCUGAUUCACAUGUAGAUAAGGUUCCAACGAGCGUUCCGGUCCCUGCUAUUCCCGUCGCGACACGUGGCGAUGACGCUGACAUGGCGGAUCAGGCAUGCGAUUCUGUAGUAGGCGCAGGAAACGCAGGACACGCAGGAGACGCCAGAGUUCCGGCGAUUUCAGCAGAGAAGAGAACGGAUGGGGAUGGAGCAGAGGGGGUUGAGUCAACGCGGGCUGAGACAGAUGGGUCUGGGAGUGCGCGUAUCGAGGGCGCUGGGGAGGGUGUGGUGGGUGGAGAGGGGUGGAGUGAGGCGGAGAGGUUGUGGGAGGGGGAGCAGGGGUUGGCUGCAUUGCCGCUGGACGAGGCGUUUCGGCUGUUCGACAUGGUGUUCGGGCGGAGCCCGCCUGCUGCCACCCUCUCGCAGUGGUCGCGGCAGGGAUUCAGGUUCAGUGACGACCCAGCGACCUCGCUCGGCCUGGUGCAGCGGGAGGGAGGGCCGUGCGGCGUGCUGGCGCCGAUCCAGGCGCUGCUGCUCAAGUACCUCCUCUUCCUCCCCGCUCCCUCGCGCCCCACGGAUGCCUCCCUGCCUGCCGUACCUGCUGCACUUGCCGCUGCUGGGGCUGCUGCUGCUGGGGAAAUGGGCGCUGGUCAGCAGGGGGAGCGGCGGGAGGAGGGGAGGAGGCAGGGAGAAGGAAGCUGGGAGGAGGAUGAUCUGAGGUUUUACGACUUGGUGCCGGGCCUUGAGGUGCAAGGGAGAGUGUGUUCAAGGGCUGCUGCUGGUGCUAGUGGUGGUGCUGUGAUUGGCGCUGUCACUGGUACUGUCACUGGUGCUGUUGCUGUAGCAGGAGAGGGUGAGGGGUCAGGUGACUCCACUGCUCUGCCAGGGCUUGUAGCCGCGCGGGAUGGAGAAGGGGAGGGUGGAGAAGGGGAGGGUGGAGAUGGAGGAGAGGCCGAUCUUAUUUUCUCGCAGAUUGACAGACGAAGGGCGCUGGUAUUAGCAAUGGCAGAGUCGCUAUGGGUACCGAGCAGGGGGCAGAAAGUGGUCAUUGCUGCCAUAUCACCGCACAGGGUGGCUGCUUUCGGGUCAGAGGGACUAUCACCAAGCCCUAUCAGUGAUGCAACAGCGCUGCAAGGAGCAGUCAGAGUGCGACACCUGGCAGGGGCGUCGCAUGCUGACGUGGCGAAGGCGCUUCACCGGCUGUUUCCCGUGUUUGAGAGCGACUUUGGCGCGCUGCUGCUGCUGUUCUCGGCGCUGCUAUCCAGGGGACUGGAGCGGGUUCAGGAGGAUAGGGACGACCCAGAGCCGCCGCUUGUUACACCUCCAUUCGGCCAUGCCUCACAGGAGAUAGUCAAUCUGCUGCUGUGCGGUGAGGCCGUGCCCAACGUGUUUGAUGGCACCAUGGACCUGGGAGGAGGCAUGUCGCUCAAAGGCAUCCCUUCCGAAACCCAGGUUGGCUUCCUCACACUCCUCGAGUCCCUCAACCUCUGCAAGGUCGGGCAGCGCCUGAAACAUCCCAAGCUGCCCGUCUGGGUGGUGGGCAGCGAAUCACAUUACACCGUGCUCUUUGCACUCUCGACUGAAGUCCAGAACGAAAAUGAUGCAGAAGCAGAGGAGACCCGGGUUAGAGAGGUUUUCGACCGGUUUGAUACAAGUGGGGGAGGAGGGUUUGUAGCAGUGGAGUCGCUCCAACGUAUGCUGGCCGAACUGAGGGUAAAUUUCCCUUCAGAGACAAUAGACUCGCUUUCGGCGUUGGGGGUAAUAGUAUGGAACGAGCUGUGGCAGGCUUUGCUGAAGCUGGAGCGAUCCCAGGGAGGGUUCAAAAGGGAGGGGUCAACUGGGGGGCGGCCUGGUAGUAGGAAGUUUGACUUGUAUCACUUCAAUGGCAUUGCGAAGCGGGUGCAGACAGGUAGCAGCAAUGCAGCACCAGCACCAGCACCAGGAGCAGCUGGGGGGAAUGGAGCAGGGGACAUGUCAUAUGGCGGUUUGGAUGUGCCGCAGCGUGUGCUAUCCCCGCCGUUGACUGCCAUGGAUCAACGGCCGAGGUUGGUCCGGCUUCACGUGACCGUGCCGCCCAAAUGGAUGCCGGAGGAUCUCAUGAUAAUCCCAAGGCCGGACGGCAGUGGAGUGGACGAAAUUCCCGCUGAGGUGGUGGCAGACUCGUUUGACUCCAGUGUGAAUCCUCUUCACCCUGCUUCGCGCGAAGCUCCUCUUGUGGAUUGUAUUCGCACUCGGUGGCAACGAGCAUCGUGCACAUGGAUAGGAGAUGCACCAUCGAUUGUGUAGGUAGGUUGAUCGUAGGUUGAGUCCUGUUAUUGGAUAUAGGUGUUGAGGCUCCAUCGUUGCUUUGUUGAGAUGAUCUAUCAGUGCCCAGUUGUGAGACCAAGGAGUGUCUAUGCCUUGUGUAAUUUUGAUAUGUUAAGCAUAUUGGCCA
This is a messenger RNA of Closterium sp. NIES-67, 2949 nucleotides long. NCBI's taxonomy places the organism in Eukaryota, Viridiplantae, Streptophyta, Zygnematophyceae, Desmidiales, Closteriaceae. The record is from the annotation of a GenBank genome assembly.